Molecule: messenger RNA, 8032 nt
Organism: Sorex araneus (European shrew)
Lineage: Eukaryota; Metazoa; Chordata; Mammalia; Eulipotyphla; Soricidae
Gene: ITGAV
Product: integrin subunit alpha V
Exons: 30
Coding region: 1026-4211 (1061 amino acids)
Biological process (GO): cell adhesion mediated by integrin; cell-matrix adhesion; cell-cell adhesion
Cellular component (GO): integrin complex; external side of plasma membrane
Molecular function (GO): integrin binding
Source: RefSeq, a predicted model, not a curated record
AAUAAAAGGAUUACUGCUUAUUACUAAAGCCUUGCCAAUUCUUUCGUGGACCACUGAAGUUUAGUACUAACAGUCAGCCAGGAAGGGGCUGUGCUAGCAUUCUGGAAGCUUAUAAUUAAGUUCAGUGUUUGUGUGUGGGAUGGAGUGGGGGUGGAACACGGCCGUUAAUUAUAGCGUUUGUGAGCGCCUGCCAGGCUUUUAAGCAGCAAAACACGAGAAGACAGAAGCCGAUGAAACAAAAGUUGCCCGGGAGUUCCCGGCAGGACCAGGGAACUUUGGGUGCCCUCAAAACUCAAGCGAUGGGCAUGCUAGAAUGCCCCUCCCCUCGCGCCCACCAUCCCUGAGGUGAUGAGUUCGAAAGCCACUUGCGUGUGUGUGGUGGGGGGGCGGGCGGAGGAGGUGGUACGAGGCGGGGGGGAGGGGGCAGCUACGGACCAAGGCUCCGGGACCAGGGCCUGGGAACAGCGGACCCGCUCCAGGUCCCGCGGAAGCCGCUCGGAUUGCUCCAGUAGGGGGGAGGACACUUCCCCUUCACUUCCGGCGGCGACGCGGGCUCCGCCUCCUGGGAGCGCCUCUCCGCCGGCUCCGCCUCCUCCCGCUGGGUCUCCCGAGAGAGCUCCACCCAGGCCCCGCCUCUUUCUCCGGCCACGCCCCCUCCCAUUUACUCUCCCGGGCUCGUCCCGCCCCGACUCCGCCUCCAAGUCGCGCUCCUCCUCCUCCCCCCGCAGCCGCUCCCCGCCUGGGGGUGCAACUCUCACCCCGGCUGUCCCGGCCCGAGCUGCGGAACGGGAGGGAGACUCGGGCCGCCCGCGCCGCCGUCCCCGCCCGAGCGCCCCGCGCCCAACUUCCCGGGCGGCUGCUCCCGAGAGUUCAGUCCUGCUGCAGGCUUCAGGCGCCGUCCCGGAGCCGUGUCGGAGCGGGCGGCCAGCGAGUUUGGGCGCUCGGCGUGCAGGGCCGCGGGCACCGUGCGCUCCCGGAGGGGUGGCCGGGGCCCCGGGCUCAGCGCCCCGCAACGCACUUCGGCGAUGGCUCCUGCUCCGCGGCGGUGCCUGCGCCUUCACCCUCGCCGACUCCGGCUUCUCGUCGUCGGGUCGCCGCCGCCGCCGCCGCUGCUGCUGCUGCUGCUGCUGCUGCUGCCGCCCCAGUGCGGCUCCUUCAACCUAGACACGGACAGUCCCGCCGAGUACUCGGGCCCCGAAGGAAGUUACUUCGGCUUCGCGGUGGAUUUCUUCGUGCCCAGCGAGUCUCCAAGGAUGUUUCUUCUGGUGGGAGCCCCCAAAGCAAACACUACCCAGCCUGGAAUUGUGGAAGGAGGGCAAGUCCUUAAGUGUGACUGGUCUUCUAGCCGUGGAUGCCAACCCAUUGUAUUUGAUGCAACAGGCAAUAGAGAUUUUGCUAAGGAUGACCCAGUGGAGUUUAAAUCUCACCAGUGGUUUGGCGCAUCUGUGAGGUCAAAGCAGGAUAAAAUUUUAGCCUGUGCUCCAUUGUACCACUGGAGAACAGAAAUGAAGCAGGAGAGAGAGCCUGUUGGAACCUGCUUUCUUCAGGACGGGGAAAAGACUGUUGAGUACGCUCCAUGCAGAUCAAAAAAUAUUGAUGCUGAUGGACAGGGAUUUUGUCAAGGAGGAUUCAGCAUUGAUUUUACUAAAGCUGACAGAGUACUUCUCGGUGGUCCUGGUAGCUUUUAUUGGCAAGGCCAGCUCAUUUCGGAUCAAGUAGCAGAAAUUGUAUCGAAAUAUGACCCCAAAGUUUACAGCAUCAAGUAUAAUAACCAGUUAGCAACUCGUACUGCACAAGCUAUUUUUGAUGACAGUUAUUUGGGUUACUCAGUGGCUGUUGGCGAUUUCAAUGGUGACGGCAUUGAUGACUUUGUCUCAGGAGUUCCAAGAGCAGCAAGGACUUUGGGAAUGGUUUAUAUUUAUGAUGGGAAAAACAUGUCUUCUUUACACAACUUUACUGGUGAGCAGAUGGCCGCAUAUUUUGGAUUUUCUGUUGCUGCCACUGACAUAAAUGGGGAUAACUAUGCAGAUGUGUUUAUUGGAGCCCCUCUCUUUAUGGAUCGAGGUUCUGAUGGCAAACUCCAAGAGGUGGGACAGGUCUCAGUGUCUCUGCAGAGAGCUUCGGGAGACUUUCAGACAACCAAGCUAAAUGGCUUUGAGAUCUUCGCAAGGUUCGGCAGUGCUAUCGCACCUUUGGGAGACCUGGACCAGGACGGUUUCAACGAUAUUGCCAUUGCCGCCCCUUAUGGAGGUGAAGAUAAAAAAGGAAUUGUUUAUAUUUUCAAUGGAAGAUCAACAGGCCUGAAUGCAGUACCAUCUCAAAUCCUUGAAGGGAAGUGGGCGGCUCGGAGCAUGCCCCCAAGCUUUGGCUAUUCAAUGAAAGGAGCCACAGAUAUAGACAAAAAUGGAUAUCCAGAUUUAAUUGUGGGUGCUUUUGGUGUAGAUCGGGCCGUAUUAUACAGGGCCAGACCAGUUAUCACAGUAAAUGCUGGCCUUGAAGUGUACCCUAGCAUUUUAAAUCAGGAUAAUAAAACCUGUCUACUGCCUGGCACGGAUCUCAAAGUUUCCUGUUUUAAAGUAAAGUUCUGCUUAAAGGCAGAUGGCAAAGGAGAACUUCCGGAGAAACUUAACUUCCAGGUGGAGCUUCUGUUGGAUAAACUGAAGCAAAAAGGAGCAAUUCGGCGAGCACUAUUUCUUCAUAACAGGUCCCCGGGUCACUCCAAGAAUAUGACCAUAUCAAGAGGGGGACAAAUGCAGUGUGAAGAACUGACUGCUUAUCUAAGGGAUGAAUCAGAAUUUAGAGACAAACUCACUCCGAUUACUAUUUUUAUGGAGUAUCGCUUGGAUUAUAGAACUUCUGCUGAUGCAACUGGCUUGCAACCCAUUCUUAACCAGUUUACUCCCGCCAACGUUAGUCGGCAGGCACAUAUUCUACUUGACUGUGGUGAAGAUAAUGUCUGUAAGCCAAAACUAGAAGUUUCAGUAAAUAGUGAUCAAAAGAAGAUCUACAUUGGAGACGACAACCCUUUGACAUUGAUUGUGAAGGCUCAGAAUCAAGGAGAAGGUGCCUACGAAGCUGAGCUCCUCGUCUCCAUCCCCCCACAGGCUGAUUUCAUUGGGGUUGUCCGCAACAGUGAAGCAUUAGCAAGACUUUCCUGUGCAUUUAAGACAGAAAACCAAACCCGCCAGGUAGUAUGUGACCUUGGAAACCCAAUGAAGGCUGGAACUCAGCUCUCAGCUGGUCUUCGCUUCAGUGUACACCAGCAAUCAGAGAUGGAUACAUCUGUGAAAUUUGAUUUACAAAUCCAAAGCUCCAACCUUUUUGACAGAGUAAGCCCAGUUGUGUCUUAUAAAGUUGACCUUGCUGUUUUAGCUGCUGUUGAGAUAAGAGGAGUCUCAAGUCCUGAUCAUAUCUUCCUUCCAAUUCCAAAUUGGGAACACAAAGAGAACCCUGAGACAGAAGAAGAUGUUGGGCCAGUUGUUCAGCACAUCUAUGAGCUAAGAAACAAUGGUCCAAGUUCAUUCAGCAAGGCAAUGCUAAAUCUUCAGUGGCCGUACAAAUAUAACAAUAACACUUUGUUGUAUAUCCUUCAAUAUGACAUUGAUGGGUCUAUGAAUUGCACUUCAGAUAUGGAGAUCAAUCCUUUGAGAAUUAAGAUCUCAAGUUCGCAUACAAUUGAAAAGAAUGACACACUUGCUGGCCAAGGUGACCGGAACCAUCUCAUCACCAAGCGGGAUCUCACCCUCAAUGAAGGAGAUGUUCACACUUUGGGUUGUGGAACUGCUGAAUGUUUGAAGAUUGUCUGCCAGGUGGGGCGUCUAGACAGAGGAAAGAGUGCAAUCUUGUAUGUGAAGUCUCUGCUCUGGACUGAAACCUUUAUGAAUAAAGAAAACCAGAAUCAUUCAUUUUCUCUGAAGUCAUCCGCUUCGUUUAAUGUCAUAGAAUUUCCUUACAAAAACCUUCCAAUUGAGGAUAUCUUCAACUCCACAUUAGUUACCACAAAUGUCACCUGGGGCAUUCAGCCAGCACCCAUGCCUGUACCUGUGUGGGUGAUCAUUUUGGCAGUUCUAGCAGGAUUAUUGUUGCUGGCUGUUUUGGUUUUUGUAAUGUACAGAAUGGGUUUUUUCAAACGUGUUCGGCCACCUCAAGAAGAACAGGAAAGAGAACAUCUUCAACCUCAUGAAAAUGGUGAAGGAAAUUCAGAAACUUAACCGUGACUUUUAAGUUAGGCAACAUCCCGACCUAUUGGAAUGACCAACUUCAUUGUAGAUUUCCGUUUCCUUUAUGAGAAAUAGAAUGCAAGACUGAACUGUUGAUGGUGCCCAUUUGUACUAACCACAAAAAUGAUAGCAAUAUUUUUCGGCCUUCUCGUCAAAAACAAGUUCAGAUAAUGUAUUUAAUAUGCAUUCACUGACAUGUGUUUUUAGGUAUUUAAAUAAUAAAAUCUCAUGGAAUAGUUUUUCAGUGUACUUAAGACAGAGGUAGUGCCUGAGUUACCACUUUAUAUAAAAUAGUACCUCCUACAUUACUGUUUCUAACUUUGUAUGUUGGAUUUAAUUGUUUGUUAUUAUUGUUGUUUCUGUGCUUUAAAGCGAUCCACGUUUGGACCUAAGUAUCCACAACUUUGUAUAGGUACUUAAUGUUAAUACAUAUUACACUACAGUUGAAUUUUUAAGCUAUGAGAGAUAUUAUAAAUGCACAAAGUUGGAUUUUAAUAUUAUCUCCAUGAUGGAAUUUGGUGGGAGGAGGCAUGAGCCCAUGAAAGUUCUUUCCUUUGUUAGCAAAGGUGAAGUAUUUUGCUCUAAUAUGAAAAUAGGAUACGUACUGCUAAAUUUUUUUAUAUUUAAUCCACGAGCCAUUUUAUUCUAUUUUAAUUGCAUAGCUUAAGUUCUAUUUCAAACCUUUUGAGUCAAUCUAAACUAAAAAUUAAUUCUAUAAUCAAAAGUGACUCUUGUAUAAUGGUUAAUUUCAGCUAAAUAUAGUAAUUCUUAAAACCACAUGAUGUUGAAAAUCAUUUCCAAAGUACAUUUAUUCCAUUGCAUUAUCUAUUUACAAUACAAAAAACGUGGAUUUUAUUAGAAAACUGUAGUUCUUUGAAAGAACUUAUAAGUUGCUUAUAAUAGUACAUUCUUAGAUUAGGGCAGGUGUUUUUAGUUGGAAUUAAUUUAUUUUCCUCUUAUAUAUGUAUGUUCCAUUGUAUUUCCAAAACUGUUACAAAAGACAUGGCAAGAGCAAUGAAGAAUCUUUAGAACUUACAGGAUUCUGAACCCAUCUUCAACUCCACAAGAAAUGAUAGAAUUUAAAAGUAGCCCACUGGUUUACUUCCAGCAAUGGCAUGAUGCUACUUACAUGAAUAUUACCUCACUAUAAGCAAGGUGAUGUAUUAAAAGAGCCUCACCUAUCAAAUAACUUCUAAAAGGUACUUUUAUAAGCAAUUCAAGUUAUUACAAACUUUUUAAAACUUUCAUAGGUUUAUUAACAUAAACUAGUUUUCUAGAAUUUUUAAAUAAAAAUUAUAAUUUUAUAUGCCCGUGGAGUAAAGAAUCUCUGAGAAAAAUAUGUCCUUUAUUUCACUUUCUCAAGGCCUAUAGACUAUUGACUAAUGACUAUUCACUGCACCUACUUUGUACAAUUACAUCAUGUUAUGCAUUAGACAUUUAGAGUUUAAUAACUUUUUUCUGUCUAAAUUAGGUAAUGAUAAAUUAUUCCCUUAAGUAAUUGAAAUUUUUCUAUAUUGGAAAAAUAAUUGAAAUUUGUUUUGCCAUACUUUGUGUCAUAGUUCCCUAUUUAGAUAACUAAGAAUAUAUUUAUAAAAUAUGUAUAUGCACAUGACUUAACGUCAGAACAUUGACAUGGCCUUAUAUUUAGUUUUAGUGGAUUUCAAAAUUAUUAGUUUUAUAGCUAGGCUUUAUUAUAGCUUGAAAGAUCUCAGCCAUAUGUAAUAAAUAUUUUUAUUACUAAUAAAUUUUAAAUUUUUUAAGGAAAGUAUUUUUAUUCUAGGGCCUUCUUCCAGAUAAUCACUAGGUUGAUUUAUAACAACUUUUACCUCCCUGCUUUUUCACCUAGUAAUAGUCAAUUCUGAAACUUUAUAUUAGAUAGAAAUCCAGUCUUUGGGGGAAAUGUUAGUUGCAUCUGUAUAAUUCAUUUGUUUCGUGUCUUCAAUGUCAAGAUAUAAUCUUGUCUAGGAGAUUAAAGGACAUCAUCUUUGAAAAUUAGCAGUUUUAAAUUGUUUUUUUGAAAUGUAGUUUUAAGUAGAAUUUUCUGUUUACAAAAACAUGGUAGAAGUAUAGCUUAAAAGUCGAAUCUGAGGAAAGGCUUUGGGAAAAUAUGAUUACUUUUAUCCUAUAGCUGUAGCAUGUCAGCAUAUUUGGUCAAAUUGUCAGAAAAUAGUCCUGAGAAAGUUAUUUUAACUUUCAAGUGCAUUACAUAUUAACUGUCUAGGUUUUUUGAGAAAAUUUCAGUUGAAGUUGAAUUAAUCCUAAUUGAGAUUAAAAUCCUGAGUGUGAUAUAAUAACACGAUGUGGCACUGGCGAGAGAGUACAGAAGCCUCGCACAGCAGCCUGACCCUCCAACCCUAGCACCUCAUUACAGUACCCCAGGCCUGCCAGGAGUAAGCCCUGAGCACCGCCAGGUGUGGUCCUAAAACCAAUAAAUUAAUUAAUCAAUUAAAAUAAAAAGAACACAACCAAGCCAGAGAGAUAGUCCAAAGGAUUCUGUGUACAUUCCUGAGCACAGAACUGCCCCUCAGCACCACCAGAUGUGGUCUCCGAACUCCCCCCAAAUAAACUAAAAUAGCAUUAAUGAUGCAAUAGUAGGAGCAAAUGAUAUUGGUAAGAAAUAUCGAUCCUUUGUUUAUUUCUCAUCUAGUCAUCAUUUCUCAUCUAGACAUUUUGAGAAACAUUUGUGCAAGGGAUGUACUUUUCUUUACCUUUCUUUUGUGAUUAUUUUUAUCAUCCUGAUGAAGUACUUAAUUCUGAAUUGUGAAGGAAGCAAUCAAAAAUUUCAUGCCAUGAUUCUACUUGUGUUAUGAAACUUCUUAGCAAAUUCUCAUUAAUACUUCAUAUACAGAGAAAAUUCAAGUAUUAGUCUAAGAGGCUCUAUUGAUUAUUUUAGAAGGGCUGUGAAAGAUUUUUUAAAUACUGAAUCAUGACCCUAAGAGAUUUAUGUGGUUUAACUAAAGUGGGUACAAAUCAAAUGGUUUUUAUAAGGUAAAUAAUCUGUAAAUUGAUUGAUACCUAUACUGUAGAGUGUUAUACCAGGGUUUCAGAAAUUAAGUCAUUCUUGAUAUAUACUAGCAUACCCCUGUAUGCUCAUUGCUUUUCUCAGUGUCACUUUAUUUGUAUUCUUGGGUAACUUGUUUAUAUGGUAGUUUGAGAAGAAAAACAAAAUUUGGAAACAAUAUAGAACCAAAAAUUGAAUAAAUUAAUACUAAGUGUUUUGGAAAGUAUCCCUUUUAACUUGUUGAUAGGCUAGUUUGAAUUAUGACCCUAUGGAUGCAUAGCAUGCACAUAUGCUUGUAUUUUAUUGCAAUUUCUGAUACAUAAUGAACUUCUUGGGAGAGGUACCAAAUCUUUGAUUUUUGUUGUCAUUGUUCUGAAGUGCAAUAUAACAAUGUAACCAAACCUAGCUAAUUGCAGUCAUUAAUUUAGUGAGUCUAAUCUGAAUGGAGAUUUACUGGUGUUUUAGCAGGAAAGAAUGAUUCCACUAUGGAUAUUUGUCCAUAAAUGGUACAUUCUGUAUUUAAAACUGGACUUAAACUAUUCCCUACUAGGUUUGAAACACUUUGAAUUGUCUUAAAGUAACUUGGAAGUUGCGUGUAUCAAAUUAAUUUGCUGCCUAAGUAACAUGGAAAGUAAUUUUCUUUGUUUAGCUUCUCUUGUGAUCACCCACAUUGGGUGAGACAUAAAAUGAGUGUGUUCUAAAAUUUAUCAUUUGUUAACUUGGUUUGAGUUAGUGAAAACUGGUACAGUGUUCCACUUAGUUUCCAAUGUGUAACUUGUGACUGUACAAUAAACUUGAGCAUAUGUUGCCA